GACGGAGAGAGAGAAAGAAAGAAAGAAAGAAAGAAAGAGAAGGAAAAAGAAGGGAAAGAGAAGGAAAAAGAAGGGAAAGAGAGAGAGUCUUUCUUUCUGUUUUUGCCUAAAACCCCUGUCCUCUCUCUAUCUCUCUGUUUCUCUCUCUAGAAUCUCUCCUUUCUUCAGUUUUCUAUCUCUAGAAUUUGUUCUUUCCCUUCCUCAUUGAUCUGCAAACCCGAGCUAGCUCUCUCUCUCUCUCACCCCUGACAAGGGUAAUUUUGUCUUUAUAUUGUCAUUGACAUGGAUGAGCCUCUGGGUUUCAGGAAUUUGUGAAUUUCAAUCUGGGGUUUCUGCAAAUCGGGCCUUUGAAGGAGAUAUUGGCCAUAAUCCCACAGGGAAGACGAAGAUUUGGGUUUUCUUUUAGGUGGGUAUGUACCAACUCUAAUUUGUUUUGGGUUGAAACUGGUGAGAGAUGACGAGGGGAAGGAUAAGGGCUAAGCUCCGGCAGAGCAACUUGUACACAUUCAAUUGCCUCCGGCCAAGUGCCACUGCGACAGAUGGCCCGCUUCCAAUCCCAGGUCCCGGCUACUCAAGAACUAUUUUUUGUAAUCAACCUCUUCUCCAUCGAAAGAAACCUUUGAAAUAUUGCUCUAAUUUUAUAUCAACCACCAAGUACAAUCCCAUUACGUUCUUGCCCAAAGCGCUUUUCGAACAGUUUAGACGGGUUGCCAAUGUUUAUUUCCUUUUGGCUGCUAUUAUCUCUCUCACGGCCGUUUCUCCAUUCUCUCCAGUGAGCAUGAUUGCUCCUUUGGCCUUUGUUGUUGGGCUUAGUAUGGCAAAGGAAGCUUUGGAAGAUUGGCGUAGAUUCUUGCAGGAUAUGAAGGUCAAUCUUCGGAAAGUGAGUGUUCAUAAAGGAGGUGGUGUUUUCGGUUACAGGCCCUGGCAUAAGAUUUCAGUUGGAGAUGUGGUGAAGGUUGAAAAGGAUCAGUUCUUUCCUGCAGAUUUACUUCUCUUGUCCUCAAGUUACGAAGAUGGCAUUUGCUACGUGGAGACUAUGAACUUAGAUGGUGAGACAAAUUUGAAGGUAAAGAGAUGUUUGGAAGCAACUUUACCUGUGGAUGAUGAUGAGUCUUUUAAAGAUUUCAAAGGUACAAUCCAAUGUGAAGACCCAAACCCCAAUCUCUACUCCUUUGUGGGUAAUCUUGAUCUUGACCGUCAGGUUUUUCCUCUUGAUCCUAGUCAGAUUCUCCUCAGAGACUCGAAGCUGAGGAAUACAGCUUAUGUGUAUGGGGUGGUGAUAUUUACUGGUCAUGAUAGCAAAGUCAUGCAGAAUGCAACGAAGUCGCCUUCAAAAAGAAGCGGAAUAGAAAAAAAAAUGGAUUAUAUAAUAUACCUCCUUUUCAGCAUGCUUGUGUUUAUCUCUUUGGUGAGCUCAUUUGGUUUUGCUGUAAAGACAAAGUACCACACGCCUGAUGCAUGGUACUUGCAACCAACGGUAGCUGAAGAUAUGUAUAAUCCGAAAAAAGCUGGCUUGGCUGGACUUAUUCAUCUAGUUACCGCUCUCAUCCUUUAUGGAUAUUUGAUACCUAUCUCUCUUUAUGUUUCAAUUGAGCUUGUGAAGGUUUUGCAAGCUACCUUCAUUAACCAAGACAUUCACAUGUAUUGCGAAGAGACUGGCAAUCCUGCUCAAGCACGGACAUCAAAUUUAAAUGAGGAAUUGGGCCAGGUUGACACCAUCCUCUCUGAUAAAACGGGCACUUUGACCUGCAAUCAGAUGGACUUUCUAAAGUGUUCCAUUGCUGGUUGUCCGUAUGGCGUACGCUCAAGUGAAGUUGAACUUGCUGCAGCAAAACAGAUGGCCAUUGAUCUCAGCAGCGAGCAUGAAGAUGAGUUUUCCAAUUUUCCUAUGCCGAAAAAUAGUGCACCUAGUUCAUGGGAUAAUAAGAUGGAUUCAGAAAUAGAGCUGGAGAAUGUUGUUACUUCCAGCUACGAAAAGGACCAUAAACCCGCCAUAAAGGGAUUUAGCUUUGAAGACAGCCGCCUUAUGAAUGGAAAUUGGUUGAAGGAGCCAAAUGCUGAUGCCAUAUUAUUGUUUUUCCGAAUAUUAGGAGUUUGCCACACUGCAAUUCCUGAUCUAAACGAAGAGACUGGUGUUUUAACAUAUGAAGCAGAGUCACCCGAUGAAGGAGCUUUUCUUGUUGCAGCAAGAGAAUUUGGUUUCGAGUUCUGUAAAAGAACUCAGUCCAGUGUGUUUGUCCGGGAAAAGUAUCCCUCUUCCGUUGAAAGGGAGUACAAAAUUCUGGGUAUGCUGGAUUUCACCAGCAAAAGGAAGCGAAUGUCAGUUAUUGUGCGGGAUGAAGAUGGACAAAUAUUUCUUCUAUGCAAAGGUGCUGACAGCAUUAUCUUUGAGCGGCUAUCAAAGAAUGGUAAAAUGUAUGAAGAAAUGACUUCUAAACAUUUGAAUGAAUAUGGAGAAGCUGGGUUGCGUACAUUGGCACUUGCUUACAGAAAGCUGGAGGAGUCUGAGUACAAUGCUUGGAACAAUGAAUUUCAGAAAGCAAAAGCAUCCAUGGGGGCUGAUAGAGAGACGGUGCUUGAACAAGUAUCGGAUCUGAUUGAGAGAGAGUUGAUUCUUGUUGGUGCUACUGCUGUCGAAGACAAAUUGCAAAAAGGAGUGCCCCAGUGCAUUGAUAAACUUGCACAAGCUGGUCUCAAACUUUGGGUUCUUACAGGAGAUAAGAUGGAAACUGCAAUAAACAUAGGGUAUGCAUGUAGUUUACUGCGACAAGGCAUGAAGAGGAUCUGUAUAACAACAGCAACCUCAGACAUAUUAGCCCCAGAUACCAAAGAGACCUUUUUGUUGUUUGCCAAUGAACAGGCUGUGAAAGAGAACAUUCUAAAUCAAAUCACUAAUGCCUCGAGGAUGGUCAAGUUAGAGAAAGAUCCUCAUGCUGCAUUUGCACUAAUUAUUGAUGGGAAAACUUUAAGCUACGCUUUAGAAGAUGAUAUAAAGCUUCUUUUCUUGGGAUUAGCAGUUGACUGUGCAUCAGUUAUAUGCUGUCGUGUUUCUCCUAGACAAAAGGCAAUGGUGACAAGGUUGGUAAAAGAAGGAACUGGAAAAACCACCUUAGCAAUCGGUGAUGGUGCAAAUGAUGUUGGGAUGAUUCAAGAAGCUGAUAUUGGUGUUGGGAUCAGUGGGGUUGAAGGUAUGCAGGCUGUAAUGGCUAGUGACUUCUCUAUCGCCCAGUUUCGAUUCUUGGAGAGACUUUUGGUUGUUCAUGGACACUGGUGCUACAAGAGGAUUGCUCAAAUGAUUUGCUAUUUCUUCUACAAAAAUAUCGCAUUUGGUCUCACCCUGUUCUACUUCGAGGCAUUUACGGGCUUCUCUGGGCAAUCAAUAUAUGAUGACUGGUACAUGCUAUCGUUCAAUGUCAUUCUUACCUCAUUGCCGGUCAUUUCACUUGGAGUAUUUGAACAAGAUGUGUCUUCUGAGGUCUGCCUACAGUUCCCCGCUCUGUAUCAGCAAGGACCAAAAAACUUGUUCUUCGACUGGUACAGAAUAUUGGGGUGGAUGGGCAACGGUGUCUAUUCCUCUCUCAUAAUCUUUUUCCUCAACAUUAUCAUCUUCUAUGACCAAGCUUUUCGUCCUGGAGGCCAGACGGCCGACAUGUCUGUCAUGGGAACUGCCAUGUUCACUUGCAUCAUAUGGGCUGUCAACUGCCAAAUUGCACUCACAAUGAGUCACUUUACAUGGAUCCAACACCUCUUGGUCUGGGGCAGCAUAGCAAUGUGGUAUCUGUUUCUCUUGCUUUAUGGCAUGAUGUCUCCGAUUUACUCUGGCAAUGCAUUCAAGAUUUUGAUUGAAGCUCUUGGCCCUGCACCUAUUUUUUGGUCAUCCACCCUCUUAGUAACAGCUGCUUGUAAUCUCCCUUACCUGGCUCACAUAUCCUUCCAAAGAUGUUUCAAUCCCAUGGAUCACCAUAUUAUCCAAGAAAUCAAAUACUACAAGAAAGAUGUUGAGGAUCAACGCAUGUGGACAAGAGAACGAUCGAAAGCAAGACAAGAAACUAAGAUCGGAUUCACAGCAAGGGUGGAUGCCAAAAUCAGACAAUUGAGAGGGAGGCUGCAGAAGAAGCAGACAUCCAUCAUCAUUCAAAAUGCAGCAGAGUCCACGUUGUGACACAUUUAUCAAUUUUGAUUUAUUAUUUUUUUCAUUUAAUUUUUCUUAGGCUUUGUCACAGUUUGCAGUCUUAUAUAGGAGCCUCUCUUUCUGUUUCUUUCUUGGCAUUUGAUUAUUCAGUUAAGUGGGGUUGGUUAAAGUCCCAUUCACAAUAGAGAGAAAAACGUUGGAGUUGUUGUAUUUACUAUGUACAAUAUCUUACAAAUUUGAAGAGUUAACAACUUGUGAAAUAUAGAUGAUACCUAUCCACA
This is a messenger RNA of Humulus lupulus (European hop), 4413 nucleotides long. RefSeq names its product probable phospholipid-transporting ATPase 4. The transcript is spliced from 11 exons. Lineage: Eukaryota; Viridiplantae; Streptophyta; Magnoliopsida; Rosales; Cannabaceae. Gene Ontology annotation, biological process: phospholipid translocation. Gene Ontology annotation, molecular function: magnesium ion binding; ATP binding; ATP hydrolysis activity. The record is from RefSeq and is a predicted model, not a curated record. The coding region runs from base 455 to 4162 and encodes 1235 amino acids. Gene Ontology annotation, cellular component: plasma membrane.